This is a messenger RNA of Lotus japonicus, 1700 nucleotides long. Its product is annotated as probable xyloglucan galactosyltransferase GT19. The transcript has a single exon. The coding region runs from base 100 to 1422 and encodes 440 amino acids. Gene Ontology annotation, molecular function: glycosyltransferase activity. The record is from RefSeq and is a predicted model, not a curated record. Lineage: Eukaryota; Viridiplantae; Streptophyta; Magnoliopsida; Fabales; Fabaceae.
UAACCGUUACAGUUUCCUUAAACCAUUGCACAAUCAAAGAAAGAACCCAGUUUACAUAACAACAAAACCAAAAAGGAAAGAAACCUUCAUUCAUUCCUCAUGGCGGCAACAUGGUCACACAUCAUCUCGUUCCUUCUCUUACUCCUGAAUCCAAUCACAUGCUCACAACAACAACAAACCCAGAAUCUUCACAAACACUGCGAGAAUCGCUGGAUCCACAUUCGCAACCUCCCUUCACGUUUCAACCUCGAUCUCCUCUCCAACUGCUCCGAAUACCCACUCCUCGAAGAUCUCUGCCCUUACCUCGCCAACCAUGGCCUCGGCCAGAAAACCCACAACCGCUCCCACAGUUGGUACCGCACCGACCCAUCCAUGCUCGAACUCAUCUUCCACCGUCGCAUGCUCGAGUAUCCCUGCCUCACCGCCGAUCCAACGGCGGCAAACGCCAUCUACCUCCCUUACUACGCCAGCUUCGAUUCUCUCCGGUAUCUCUACGGCCCGGAGUAUAACUCCAGCGCCGACCACGGCCUCCACCUCUUCCGUUUCCUUCGCCAUGAUGACAACCCGGAGAUCUGGGAACGUCACAUGGGGCAUGACCAUUUCCUCAUCAUGGCUCGACCCGCUUGGGAUUUCUCUCAGCCUCUUUAUAAUGAUCCUCCGUUGUGGGGGACUUCGUUUCUCGAGUUGCCGCAGUUCUACAAUCUCACCGCUCUCACGCUUGAGGCGCGUGCUUGGCCAUGGCAGGAGCAUGCGGUUCCUUACCCGACGUCGUUUCAUCCUCCUAACCUCGCUCUGUUAGAUUCAUGGAUUCAGCGCGUUCGACGAUCCAAGCGCGACGCGCUUGCUCUCUUCGCCGGCGGUGGAGGUGUCUCCGCCUCGCCGAACAUUCGCCGGAGUAUAAGGAUCGAGUGCGACAGCAAUGGAACUGGGAAUUCUGCUUACGGUUAUGAGAAGCUCUGUGAUGUUGUUGAUUGCUCCAAUGGGGUUUGCGAGCAUGAUCCUAUCAGGUUCAUGAGGCCAAUGUUGCGGGCGAGUUUCUGCUUGCAGCCUCCCGGUGACACUCCGACGCGGAGGUCGACGUUCGACGCGAUCCUCGCUGGUUGUAUACCGGUUUUCUUCGAGGACCUGUCUGCGAAGUCUCAGUACUCGUGGCACUUGCCGGAGAAUGAGUUUGGGGGUUUCUCUGUUUUCAUACCCAAGGAAGAUGUGGUGUUCAAAGGGAUGAAGAUUUUGAAUGUGUUGCAACGGAUACCGAGGUCUAGGGUCAGGAGAAUGAGGGAGAGGGUGAUAGAGUUGAUACCCAGAAUUGUGUACAGGAAGCAUAAUGGUUCUCCGGGUCUCAGAAUGAAGAAGGAUGCUUUUGAUUUGGCAAUUGAUGGGAUAUUGGAGAAGAUUCAAUCAAGGCUUCGGGAAGGAAAUUGAUUUGGUUUUGUGUUUAUAUCCUAUUCUUUUGUUGCUUUAGUUUCUUAUUUAUGUUCAAUAUUGAGCAAUAGUAUUUGUAUUGUAUUCAAUGUGCCAUUGAUCAAUAGAUUUUGACAUGAAAGGUUAGACCAGUUGCCACUCCCAUUUUGAAAGGGCCAAGCAGAGCAACUACCUAACAUUACACCCAUUCCAUUCAGCUAGUGUUGUCUGGGACAAAGCAGAGUGUAUAACUCCAGGUUCUUAGUGUAUACUAUUAUCUAUCUUGAGUUUCUUUCUCA